Helianthus annuus (common sunflower) is the source of this 723-nucleotide messenger RNA. RefSeq lists its product as uncharacterized. Bases 1 to 723 code for a protein of 240 amino acids. The record is from RefSeq and is a predicted model, not a curated record. The transcript is spliced from 2 exons. Lineage: Eukaryota; Viridiplantae; Streptophyta; Magnoliopsida; Asterales; Asteraceae.
AUGACGUUUUACAGUGAGACGACACUUCGGCAGCACUUCGUUGCUCAGACCGGAAACGACCAAGACUUAAAGGUAUUUUGGGGUCGUAUACGUGAGAAGUUUUUCCCCGCAAUGGGUCGUGGUGAAUAUAGAACACCUGUUUUUUCGGGAAAGUGGGGUGUUAUGAGGACGAAGGUUACCAAUUUCAACAACAUAUAUACUAAUCUCGUCAACAGUAGUCAAAGGAAAAGUGGUUCGAGCGACGUCGACGUCAUGACCCAAGCCCACAACGACUAUAGAUUAUACCAUGGGCAUGUUUUUACGUUGGUAACAACAUGGGAGCUUCUUCGCAAAUCUCCCAAGUGGCAUCUUGUACCACCGGUCGACCCAACCCGCCCUAGAUCUAAACGGUCUGAAUUGACAUCCACCACUGAACCAUCAGGGUCUGAUGCUUGUACAAUAAUUAAUCUAAACGAUGAUGUUGUACCUCGACCAACUGGUAGGGAUAAAAGUAAGGCAGCGGCACGAGGAAAGUCUUCUUCAACACCAUCGGAUGGCCCGUCAAAGUUGAGCGACUUCGAGGAAAGUCUCAACAAAAUAAUCUCCAUUAGGGAAAAAGACCAACAAAUGAGAAUGGAGAAACAAACCCAAAAAGACAUGGAUUUUCUCGCAAGAGAUUUGUCAAAUCUACCAGAUGAGGAUCGAGUCAUUUUGGAGGCUCGUAAGGCACAAAUUCGGGCUUAG